ACCUCCGCUGUUGACACGGCAUCUUGUUUUCACUUCAAGACUCUCUCUCUCUGUCUACCGACAUUGACUAGGCACUCGACUUGUGAGUUACCGCCAGGUACCUCGAUUUAAGCUACAGCCACCUGAACUGGCUCGCGACACUACAAAACAGCUGCUUUUUAAGAUGCUUCCAUGCCCGCUCCAUCUUCCGUUCCAAUUGACAGAAAUUCCGACUACAACUCGGUCAACGGACGACGCAGACUGGAGAUGUACUCUUUGCUCCCUUUUCGAUCAAGAUCAGCCUCGGCGAUCAGGAAGCUUCCCGAACAAAGUGGGCUGCGACAUCGUCUCCAUUCUCCAUUUGUUCGUCUGCGUCUCUGCAGGAAGUUGGUGGCACACUCGCAUGAGAUUCUUCCGAUGCCCUCGACUCCCCCAGCUUCACAACGCCCCUUGCCCCGCUCAUGACAUGCAACGCCUGCAGAGAAGAGGUUGACGUGAUACGGCUGCGUCCUGUGGCCAUGCACCCCGGCCGCCGAGGUCGAUUCCUGUACAUAGUAUAGCACACAUGGUACAUGGCCAAAUAUCGACUGUUUCUGCCCGAGAUUCUUCUCGGCCAAAAGCCGCUGUUUCGUGGUUGGGUAUGCUAUGUAAGUCGAGCACUCCAAAUCACUCAGUACUAAGGACCGUGUCGCUGAGAGAACACUUCUCACGAUGGUCCCGACAGUGCCGGCCACACUGCAGAUUUCCUCUGGUAAGCUUUCCCUCAGUCUCCAAUCAUGGGGAAGCCAUCUGACCCAGGUGCGGCUGCAACAAGCGGCACCCAUUCGUCCAUCGCCGAUCCUUCAACCUUAGUUGUGUUUUGCCCCUCGAUCAACACCCGGCCAAGCCCAAACCUGUGGUCAGUGGUGCCAUAGCGCAACAUCCAGCAGCAUUCCACUGGUUCCUAGUCAUCUUCGUCCCAGAUAUAUCGUCCAUGGGAGCGUCCGAGCUGGCGCUGUAGGAUCUCACCCUUUACCAGUACAAGGUCAACACUGCGGACAUGCGCGAGGCACAAAGUCGGCAUCCCUUUCGCUUGUGACCUCGCGCGCAACAUGACGCACACGCCGCCAAUCAGCCCCGGACCACGACGGCAAGCGGGAGCCACGGUCGAGGUUUUCAAGGCCCUUCCUUGUAAACAGCAUUUGGGGUUCUGCCGUUGGGGAAGGCGACUUUGCGAAAGGCCUUGCAGCUGUUCUUCUGCUCCUAUCCAACACCCCGCACCGAAGUCCGUGUAAUAAUACCGGUUGCGAUACCACCAGCAGCUCUCACAACGGGCACCCACUAGGAACGUUGGAGAAACCUUUCGCUGUGUCAAUGACAAGAAAAGAAACAGCCCUGCAAUGUCGAUACACCAGGUAAUCCGAUGGGCAAACUAAGCCCAUUGGUCACCUAUAUCGACCAUUGGGCCAACUCCUCACCCCCCCUUCCAGCUUCUCCU
Messenger RNA from Colletotrichum destructivum, 1456 nucleotides. RefSeq lists its product as uncharacterized. The record is from RefSeq and is a predicted model, not a curated record. NCBI's taxonomy places the organism in Eukaryota, Fungi, Ascomycota, Sordariomycetes, Glomerellales, Glomerellaceae. The transcript is spliced from 2 exons. The coding region runs from base 164 to 472 and encodes 102 amino acids.